Messenger RNA from Coregonus sp. 'balchen', 8842 nucleotides. The record is from the annotation of a GenBank genome assembly. NCBI's taxonomy places the organism in Eukaryota, Metazoa, Chordata, Actinopteri, Salmoniformes, Salmonidae.
GUUUCUGCUGCUUGAGGAGCGUUUGGAUUGGUAACUUGUCAACAGAAACAUGGCUGCCUCUGCGUCGGGGAAAGCAAACCGAAACGAUAACGCUUCCAUGGGCAGUCAAAAAUGCAUCGAAGAGCACCCCGCACAGACGCGGGAGAUUAUCAAACCGUCUAUCAUGGAGCUCACCAAAGAAGUGCGGACCAAUAUCCUCUGCACCGUGGAAGGAUGUGGCAAGAUUCUACCGAACACGCCAGCCCUGAACAUGCAUCUGGUGAAGUCCCACAGAGUAAAGGUAGCUAGCUUGUUAGCCUCUUUGCAAGCUAACCUAAGGGGCUACUGAUGUAUUUCAAUACGUAGUCUUUCUAUUUUUCAAUUCAUGAUACUAGGAUCGCUAACUAGUUGCGCUAGCUAUUUAGCGGCAUGCUUAUUGGAAAAACGACAAGUCAUCGUGCACUGUUUGAGGCCAGUACAUUGAAGUUGUCUACCUAUAACUAUAUUGCGGAUAACGUUACUUUGUAACUAUUGUGUUACAAUGCUUUAAGCAAUGUUUCAAUCAUCCUAGGCUAGGAUCAUAGCUGUAUGAGACUGAUUAUCCUGGCUGUUAAAUUAACUAGCUUUCUUGUACUGCCUUUACAUGUCUGACAUACAAAUAUAUUCUCUGUUCAAACCCACACGGUUAGAUGUGCACAAUAAUACGAUUAUUGUGGAUAGUCAGAUUAAUAUAAUAGUUCGUUUAAAACGUUUACAUGCUUUGUAAGAACAACGUCGAUUUCACUAAUAAUUCUGUUUACAUGGACAUCUGAAAUUACUGUACCCCCGCACAUUGACUCGGUACCGGUACAACCUGUAUGUCUCAUUAUUGUUAUUUUAUUGUAACUUUUAUUUUUUAUUUUUUUAACUUUCGUUUAUUUAGUAAAUAUUUUCUUAACUCUAUUUCCUUAACUGCAUUGUUGGUUAAGGGCUUGUAAGUAAGCAUUUCACGGUAAAGUGUACAUCUGUUGUAUUAGGUGCAUGUGACAAAUAACAUUAUUUGAUUUUGAUGGGACUUUUGAUAAAUGCAGAAAAUCGACAAUCAAAAUAAACGUUUACCACAUUGACCAUGUUAUUUUAACGAAUACUAUUUGAUUCUGAGUUAGGACAUAUAACGUUUGUAUGUGAAAAGAUGCAUACUUUAAGAUCUUCCUAACUCGCUUCACCAACGCAUGAGGUAGGUUUGCGCUAGGGGUGCUGGCACAUGCGCAGAUCAAAUACACCGCUGGAACGCGGAUUAAACCGUUUUCAUGCCUUAAUUCGAAGAUUGCUUAGAAAACCAGGUGUUUUAAUCAGCGUAUGUUUACUUCGAUUAAGACCUUACGCCGAUUAAGAUAAGCAGAGUAAGGUGUUUACAUGAUUAAUGACUUACUCGGCCUUCUGCCAUAAUCAGUUUAAUAUCGAAUUAUUAGUGUGCAUGUAAACAUACUUGUCUCCAUGCCCGCAUAGCCUAAUUUUGUGUCGUAUUAUUGACAGAAGUGUCUGGAAAUUCGAGCAAUUAAAAUAACUUUUAGUGAAUUAAUGUUUAAAUGGCUGAAGAAGAUGGCCUAAGCCUAGAUGUGCAAUGAAAUCAGUCUCAUCAUACAACUAACCGCUAAUGUCACACUGUCUUUAGCCUAAAUAUGAAUAUUGGACUAUAGUAAGGGAAAGUCUUGUAGACAAAGGUCCUCCUCUUGAACAGAAAUGUAUGCAAUGUCCUCGCCAAGUCUUGCUGCCCCCGUGGGAGUCCUAGUGAUUCCAGUUUCCUCCAAAUGAAUGCUGUUCUCUGCUGGGAUCUAGCUGUCUUUUGUCUUGCUACAGACUGAGCUCUUUGUAAGAAAAUAAAAGGUGAAUGUUUGAAUUUGAAUUAGGUCUGAAAAGCACUUCAUGCUCCUCAUUUCCCCACAUAAGUACUAACUGUUCUCAAUACUGAACCAAUUCAAAUGGGCCUAAUGCAGGAGAAUGAGAGAUGGAGGAGAAAAUGCAUGGUGCAGCAGUUCAUGAAGGAAACACAAUGUCAAUCUGAACAAAAUGGUGUGGAGUGAGCAUAGUCUUAGAUGUCCAUGACUGUGUGGAAGGACUGACAGUAGAGGUAACGCUACCCUUGCUUUCGAGGACCCAAGGCAUUAACAAGGCAUUCUGCCUUAUCACCAAGGUUCUCAGCUAUAAGCACCGCUUACCGGUGGGACCAUGUGACUACAAUCCCGACGCUCUGUUUUAACGUUUAGAAACGUCAAUAAUCAUCACUUGUUUUCAAAACAUAUGGAACUUAUCUUUCAUAUGAAUGAGAAAUAAUCUUUCAAUAAAAUACAUUUACUAUAGCAGGUUUGCACAGAUCCAUACGUCUGUGUGCCUCCAGUGACGAACUACACUUCCUCUACACUUCCUCCCCAGUUACGCUUACACACAGGUGUUCGAGCACGCUAGAUAGCUAGUUAGCACAGGUGGUCGCCUGUCUUCCGUAAACAGGCACUGUAACAUGGAGAUAUGGCCGUGUGGGAACACUAACCAUUUAAAGGUGUGUAGUAAUUUAACCGUUUUUGUUUUUUGAAAAUGAUUUCUCACUGAUAUGAAAGAUAUGUUACUUAUGUUUCCAAAACCGUAUCGGAAGCGAUGCGUGUUAACAUUCAGAAUGAGUGUCUGGGCUCUUAACAAAACUCCCCCGGCCAGAAGAUACCUUCAUAAAUAGACACUAAAUGUAGUUAUGGGCUGACGCUACCCUACCGGAGUCAUCAGGGCAGGAAAGCACAGGCUGCUUUCUGUCCCUCCGCUGUUACUCACACACUGGUCAGGCAUGUUCUUUUUUAUUCCUCAACGCAGAAAGAGAUGUGAUUUGGGUUAUAACACUGUUGUCGCUGGACACUCACUGUGCCUUAGCUCUGCUGAACUGCCAUAUCACAUUUGCUGGCCAACUGCUGUAACACAACAAUCAAUUUAAUUUCACACACUUCUGAACAUUACAACGCACACUCAAAUAUUAGCCUAUGCACUGUACUAGGCAGGCUGUAGUGUAGACUAGUCACACUUCCUGUGUAAUGGCUGUGUGGAGGGUGUUAGUGAGUCACUCAACAUGUUAAACUCGCAAGUUAAAUACUUUUGAUGACCUGACUCCUUGAUGUAGCACACUGACAUAUUUUCAGUUUGCAUUUCCUAGCUGCGGUGCUGCCCAGCAGACCCUACCCAAGCUGUCUUGUAGCAGACAGAAACAAAGCUAUCUCUGCCCUGCCUGCCUGUAUCACCGUCUGUCAAUGCACUGUGCCUGGUCUGUCUGCAGGGAAGGGACAUAAUAGUGUCAUGGAGAGCAGCUCAGGGACUGUGCUCUGGCCUAGAACAGACAGUCUGAAUGCUGCUGCAAGACGCCAGUUAGUCCAUCUGCUGCUGCAAGACGCCUAUGCAGAACUGUAUGCCUCUGACAUCGCCUGUACAAUAGUAUAAGAAACUGUGUCUAUGUUCACUGUGAAGACAGAUCAUUUUAGCACUAUGCAUGAUGUUUAUGUAUAUUAGCCUAACUUACAUCAAAAUGUCUCUUUUUAUAAGUACUGUACCAAUGACACAGUAGAUGUAGCCUACUAGGUGACCUUGGGCAGGGAAAUACUGCAAUGCUAAUAAUGAUGGUUAGAAAUACACAGGGGUCGAUGCUGAGGUCUAUCGGUGGCCUGUGAGGCCUACCAAGCUCUAUGUCAGUGCUGUACUCUUACAUAAGCAUCAUGCUGUUGUUCAUUGAAUUAAUGCAAUGUGCUGCUGACAGCUGCUUCGGCACGGCUAUCUGGAGACUGCCAGGAGUGUGGAGUGACGAAGCACACACUGUGGAAAGCACAAGCUCAAUGUGCUGUUAAGCUAAUUACUUUAAUCUGAACCUCUUUAAAGUCAUAUACACUACCAAUCAAACGUUUGGACACACCUACUCAUUCAAGGGUUUUUCUUUAUUUUUACAAUUUUUUACAUUGUAGAAUAAUAGUGAAGACAUCAAAACUAUGAAAUAACACAUGGAAUCAUGUAGUAACCAAAAAAAGUGUUAAACAAAUCAAAAUAGAGUUCAAGUCACAGACACAUCUCAACAUCAACUGUUCAGAAGGGACUGUGUGAAUCAGGCCUUCAUGGUCGAAUUGCUGCAAAGAAACCACUACUAAAGGACACUAAUAAGAGACCUGCUUGGGCCAAGAAACACGAACAAUGGACGUUAGACCGGUGGAAAUGUGUCCUUUGGUCUUGAGUCCAAAUUGGUGAUUUUUGGUUCCAACCGCCGUGUCUUUGUGAGACGUGGUGUGGGUUGAACGGAUGAUCACUGCAUGUAUAGUUCCCACUGUAAAGCGUGGAGGUGUUAUGGUGUGGGGGUGCUUUGCUGGUGACACUGUAUGUGAUUUAUUUAGAAUUCAAGGCACACUUAACCACCAUGGCUACCACAGAAUGAUUCCGUAUGUGUUAUUUCAUAGUUUUGAUGUCUUCACUAUUAUUCUACAAUGUAGAAAAUAGUUAAAAAUAAAGAAAAACCCUUGAAUGAGUAGGUGUGUCCAAACUUUUGACUGAUACUGUAGAUGUGGACCUACCAUCUGGAACACCUUUGUCUGUGUAUUUGCCAUUCGCAUGGUUUUUCUACAAAGGAUAAUUGGCGUGUCCAUCCGCUGGAAGUUUUCAUUGUAAUGGUACUCUGAGAGAGAGAGAGCGCCUAGGCUAAAAUCAUCACUAACUAAAGUAUAACUAAUGCCUAGCCUUUAGCUCUCAACGGUCUUGAGUUGUGCUGAUGGCCUACCUUCCUACAUGUGGUUGGUUAGCCUACAUUAUUUUAGUGCUGAUAGAUUACACUAAAUCCUAAGCCUAUAGUAUCACAAUCUAAUCAUUCAUCCUCUCUCUCCAUAGGACGGUCUUGUCAACCCCACCAUCAGGAAGGACAUGAAGGGCUCCCAGAAGCUGCUCUACUGUUGUCCCAUAGAGGGCUGUCCACGAGGCCCCAACAGACCCUUCUCUCAGUUCUCCCUGGUUAAACAGGUACCACAUCACUACAGUCAGUUUAAGAUCUGUAUAAUGCCAGAGAGAGCCUGACUGAAACCACCUGAGUCAGACUCAUGAGGAUUGUCUAAUGAAUUGAAAGACUGAGUCAGACAUUUCCUCCUGGGUUUUCCUGCUUUGGAGCUCCCCUGAGAUCCUGAUGGUGGAUGGGAAUUGUAAAUGAUUGGAAAGUGUGUCUUAUAAUUAUAUCUCAAUAGAGAGACUUUUGAAGUGUAACUAGGAAAUUGGAAUAAGGGAAUUGUACAUUCCUUUACAGCUUUCUUCCAGUUCAUGUAACGAGUAACUUCCUCUCAUAGCCCUAUGCGUAUUCUGUUCUUUCCAGCACUUUAUGAAGAUGCAUGCAGAGAAGAAGCACAGGUGUUCCAAGUGCAACAACGGCUACAGCACAGAGUGGGACCUGAGGCGCCACAUAGAGGACUGUGGGAGGACCUACCGCUGCACAUGUGGCUGCCCUUACGCCAGCAGAGCGGCGCUACUGUCACAUAUCUACAGGACCGGCCACGAGGUCCCUACAGAACACAGGUAUACACUCAGUGUACGAAACAUAAGGAACACGUGCUCUUUCCAUGACAUAGACUGAGCAGGUGAAUCCAAGUGAAAGCUAUGAUCCCUUAUUGAUGUCACCUGUUAAAUCCACUUCAAUCAGUGUAGAUGAAGGGGAGGAGACAGGUUAAAGAAGGAUUUGUAAGCCUUGAGACAGUUGAGACAUGGAUUGUGUAUGUGUGCCAUUCAGAGGGUGAUGGGCAACACAAAAUAUUUAAGUGCUUAGGAACGGGGAAUGGUGGUAGGUGCCAGACACACUGGUUUGUGUCAAGAACUGCAACGUUGCUGGGUUUUUCAUGCUCAACAGUUUCCCAUGUGUAUCAAGAAUGGUCCACUACCCAAAGGACAUCCAGCAAACUUGACACAACUGUGGGAAGGAUUGGAAUCAACAUCGGCCAACAUCCCUGUGGAAUGCUUUUGACACCUUGCCCCGACGAAUUGAGGCUGUGCAACUCAAUAUUGGGAAGGUGUUCUUAAUGUUUUGUACACUCAGUGUAUACUGGAUAUCAUACUGGAGGGCAGUGUUUCCAUUAGUCGGUUAUUGAUGGGUUUUGGCCGAUAAAAAUGCAUAAAAACCGACAAAUAUAAGCAUUGCCGGAGACAGUGUCCAGCAAAAAAUAUCCUCCAUAAAUCACAUUAGCUAUGCAUUGAGGUUGGAUCAUGUCAUCUUUCAAUGAUCUCUCUACUUUGCCUGUUUACGCUGCCUGCCUGUCUAUCUUGAGCUCGUGCUCUCACUAGCAAAUUGGCAUUAUGUCAACUGGAACUGGCCCACACAUUUUUCACAUGCCAGUCUGUGACACACAGCUGUGUUCUGUUUUCUAUGAUUUAUGCUAAAUUCAUCUCCCUAAAAGAGAAUUUACAGAAAUGUCCACCAAGGAGGAAUAUAGGAGAUGAGAAUCUUGCUUCCCUACUCUUCCUCUAAUCUACUGCCUGUUUGAGUAGUUAGCUAAAAAAAAUGCUUAACUAGCUACUGUACCAAGGAUGGAGGUACAGACAAGUGGACAAAUAAAUAGACACUGAAACAGAGGAUUUUGACAAGCCAGAUGGACAGAUUGAGACAUGCAUUGUGCAAGGAGCCAACGUUCACUUGGUAGGCUAUCCUUCCUCCUUGCAUAUUGCAGUCACUUCCAUGUGGUGUCAAUGAACCGUCAGUGGGUGCUCCUAAAAGCAAUAGUUUCUAUUAGGUAAGUCUCACAUUUGGGUGGACAUGCUGGUGGAGGGGAUUUAAAGAUAUUGUGGACACAUGGUGGCAGAGGGGCUCAAAGUCUUCAAGUGUCAUGCAGUUUAUCCAGUCAACCAUCAUGUAAUUAUUCAAUAACGGAUCAUGUUGGGACUAACACCUGCAUGCACAACGUGGCUUGAGAACAGACCUUGAAUAUGAAAACACAACGAUUAAGUGAGAAUGCUGGCACUGCACUUUGCUUUUAUUAGUAUUUGUCAAAGCUUUAUAACUACCUACUGCUGUUUGGUCUGCUUGACAUAUUCUCUCCUCUGCCCUGUGUUUGCAGGUAUCCACCAGUGAAAAAGCGGAAGAUGGAGAGACAGAUAAGUGGAGCAGAAAAAGUCAAGCCCAGUGAAUUAAUGUGUCAGAUCAUAAAAACUGACAGAGAACUUUCAGAGGGCUCCCUCCCUUCAGACAGGGUCUGCCACAACAACCCCCCAAAACACCUCCAGAAACUCCUCCUACCCAAGCCCAAAGUGGCACUGGUGAAUUUCCCUGUGAUGCAGCUGGCCCAUCUCCCCGUCUCCUCCCCUCCACAGAGAGCGGGGUUCUGAGGUCUGUGGUGCUGGCCGUGGACAGCCAGGGCUCCUUCAGCACCCUCCACCUCAUGCCCCAGUCCAUGGUGCCCCACCUGGACCCUAAGACCCUGGGCUUCAGGGGCAGCAUGCCUGCCUCCCGCUCCAGUCUGGGGCCUGUCAGCAUGGGGGUGCAGGUGAGUCUGGAGUCAGUGGGCUCUGGCAAUGACCCAGGAGGAGUCAGGGGGAGAAGUACCUCCACCAACAUCCAGACAGACAUCUCAUACUUGUCCAGGAUGCCUAUGGGGGACGGGGUGGGGAUGGAGGUGUGCCCCAUUGGUGAGUCAUCAGGUCUCAUCGUGUUCUCAGACAGAUAUUAGUGUGAGUGCUCAGGUCCUGCUGCCGGUCAGUGUAGAGACCCAGACAUUUCCCUCUAAGGCCAAAGCCACCACCACCAUCGGGGCGCAGACCGACACCCAUACCCACACCCUCAGCCAGCUGUCCUGCCCCUAUUCCUCCCCAUCCCAGUCCCCCUACAUCACCAAGCAGACCCAGACCAGCCUCCCCCUGGACUGGGUCAGAAGAGAGGGCUCAGAUGGACCAGGCCAUCAUGUGCUCAGACCUCUUCGACAGCUACUCCCUCAGCGUCUCCACACAGACGGCACUGACAGACGGACACUUCAAAACCCACGGUGUAGACGACCCCCUCUCCGGCGCCAGUAAUGGUCUCUAUGACGACGACAAGUCAGCAGGAGGCAUGUGUUUUGGCAUGCAGACAGACGAUCUCCAGUCGGGCAGCAUGGCGGACAACCAAACCCAGACCACCUUGGCUCUGUUCAAUGACCUGGAGAACAUCUUGUCGGGUCACUCUCUGUCUGGUCACCAGACGCAGACGGAUUCUUCAACAGGCUGUGGAUCAGGUCUGGGCUCUGUUCAGGAACAGCACACGGGCAUCGACUUUGACAUUGAGGAAUUCCUGAACGCGGCCCACAUCCAGACUCAGACGGAGGAGAGCGGGCUGGGGGCCGACACACCCCUGGAGGUCCUGGACAUCCAGACCCAGACAGACUUCCUCCUUCUGGAGGGCCUGGGAAACAGUGAGGGGCCGGGCCGGAGCCAGGCCAGCGACCUGGAACUGGAGAUGUUUGACACCCAGACCCAGACAGACCUCAACUUCCUGCUGAAAGCCGGAGGCCACAUGCCCCUGGGCAACAUUCUGCGCCAGUCCAGCUUCUCCAUGAGCACAGAGUCCUCUGACACUGAGACACAGACCGACCUCCGCCAACCGCUGACACCAAACUCCAACAUCCUUCCCUCUGUCUCCCAGGGCGAUCAGGCCAGGCUCUUGAGCAGCACAGAGACUCAGACGGUGACCGACGCAUCUUCUGAGGGCCUCGGAAACCUCUUCCUGACCAGCAACGAGACCCAGACAGUCAUGGAUGACUUCCUGUCAGCUGACAUGGCUUGGAACAUGGAGUCCCACUUCAGCUCGGUGGAGACGCAGACGUGUGAGGAGCUAUUUGCUCUCUUUCAGCACUCCGAGAAGGCCAACAGCUGA